This is a messenger RNA of Punica granatum (pomegranate), 3267 nucleotides long. NCBI's taxonomy places the organism in Eukaryota, Viridiplantae, Streptophyta, Magnoliopsida, Myrtales, Lythraceae. The record is from RefSeq and is a predicted model, not a curated record.
CUCUCCUCUAUCAAACAAAUAAUGGCGAUGUUUAGGACAUCUUUUUGGGUCAUCUCCUUUCUUGUUCCUUCGCUAUUCGGUUUUGCCGAUUGCUUGACCAAAGGGAGCGACACGGACAGAUCGGCCUUACUCGACUUUAAGUCUCGCAUGCAGGAUGCCCCAGCUGAGGUCUUUGGCUCUUGGAAUGGGACUGGCGACUUUUGCCAGUGGCGGGGUGUCACCUGCGGCUCAAAGCACCGGAGAGUCACAGUUCUUGAUCUCCAGUCCAUUAGGCUAGUGGGCUCGAUUCCACCCUUCAUUGGGAAUUUAAGCUUCCUGCAGAAAAUCCAUCUGCAAGACAAUAAAUUCACUGGCACAAUCCCAUCCGAGAUAGGCUUUCUGCACCGGCUCGAGGUACUGGAAUUGUACAACAACUCACUCACCGGUAAUAUUCCUCUAGGCCUGGCCAACUGCUCUAACCUUAUCUCUAUCAGUAUCGCUUUUAAUCAGCUCGUGGGACGAAUUCCUGAUGAGUUAGGCUCAUUAACUAAGCUCGAGUAUAUAUCUCUAGCUGCUAAUUAUCUUACCGGGCCUAUCCCGUCUUCUAUGGGAAACUUGUCCUCUCUUAACAUUCUCUCUGCUGCAAAAAAUAACUUUACUGGAAGCAUCCCCGAUUCUCUGGGCCAGCUCAGGAACAUUCAGAGAAUAUUACUAGGCAUGAAUAACUUGACAGGUCCAAUCCCUCUCUCGAUUUUCAAUCAGUCUACCCUGACGGUUCUCGAUUUGGUGUACAACAAUUUUCAUGGGGGUCUGACCUCAGACUUGUUCAAUACUCUCCCGAAUCUCCAAGACAUUGGCCUCGGUUUUAAUCAGAUUUCUGGGCCCAUCCCGACUUCGAUAUCUAAUGCUUCGAACCUAGUGCGGUUUCGAGCUGCGGUUAAUCAAUUCAGUGGAGCAAUGCCUUUGUUGGGGAGGCUUAUUGGGCUUCAGGUCUUGACCAUCUCAUCCAAUAAUCUCGGGACAGGUAGAGACGACGACAUGAACUUUCUUUCUUCCUUAAUCAAUGCAACCCAACUACAAAGGGUUGAUUUUCAUAACAAUCAAUUCGGAGGUUCCUUCCCAGAGGCUGUCAGCAACUUCUCGACUAGUCUCAUAGACUUGUCCCUCGGCAACAAUCGAAUAUCCGGGAAAAUCCCAUCUGAAAUUGGAAAUCUUGUCAACUUGCAAGGUCUAGAUAUGUGGGGUAAUGAAUUUACUGGAGCAAUUCCCUCAGAUAUCGGUAUGCUCCAACAGCUCGUAACCUUGUUCUUCGACAGUAAUAGGUUAUCAGGGGACAUUCCACCCUCCUUUGGAAAUUUGACCCUUCUUACUGAUCUUCGCCUUGGAAAUAACUUGUUGCAGGGAGAGAUCCCUCCCAGUCUAGGAAUGUUGCAAAAUCUGAAUUUCCUCGAACUUUCUAGGAACAGUCUUAGCGGUUCCAUACCAAUAGGAAUAUUCAGUCUUUCAUCACUGUCAAUUGGGUUGGAUCUCUCCCAGAAUAAUCUUACUGGUACCCUACCCAUAGAACUAGGAAAGUUGAAGAACUUGGGAGUGCUGGAUGUUUCGGAGAACAAGUUAUCAGGUGAUAUUCCAGAAAGUCUUGGGAGCUGUAUAAGCUUGGAGCAAGUCUCAUUGAAAGGAAAUAACUUCCAAGGAGACAUUCCUGGGUCUCUAAGUUCGUUAGGGGGCCUCCAAGUAUUAGACAUUUCCCGGAAUAAUCUGUCGGGCAAGAUCCCCCAAUUCUUAGGAAGCUUAAAGUUGCUGCAAGUCCUGAAUCUGUCUUAUAACCACUUUGAAGGAGAGGUACCCAUCGGUGGAGUUUUCAAGAAUGCGAGCGCAGUUUUUAUCAGGGGAAAUAAUGAACUUUGUGGAGGAUCAGUCGAGCUGAAUCUACCGAAAUGCAUUUCAAAAGAGACCAAGAGGAAAAGGUGGGGUCUGGCCUUGAAAUUGGUGGUUUCAAUCGUGCCUGCUCUGCUGGGAGUAUCACUUUUGGCUCUCUGUCUCUUCCUCUGCCUGUUGAAUAAGAAGAAGAAAAAGAAAGGCCCAUCAUCCAACUCCGCUGAAACACCACUUUCAGCUUUGUCAUAUCGCAGCCUUCUGAAAGCUACUGAUGGCUUCUCAGAAGAAUGCGUGAUUGGAGUUGGUGCAUUUGGCUCUGUCUACAAAGGAAUCAUCAAUGAGGAUGAGAGUGAGAAGAUAAUUGCUGUUAAGGUUCUCAAUUUGCUACACCGUGGAGCCGAAAAGAGCUUCUUAGCAGAGUGCAAGGCACUAAGAAACAUCAGGCAUAGGAACCUCAUCAAGGUUCUCACAGCAUGUUCAGGAAUCGAUAGCAGCGGAAAUGAUUUCAAGGCCAUCGUGUACGAGUACAUGCCCAAGGGAAGUUUAGAGAAUUGGGUGCAUCCGACAGUUGAAGAAGAACGAGGAGACAGCGCACAUGGAACACGGAAGCAGCUCAGUCUGCACCGAAGGCUGAACAUUGCUAUUGAUGUUGCCUCUGCGUUGGAUUAUCUUCAUCAUCAUUGUGAAGCCCCAACAGUUCACUGUGAUCUCAAGCCAAGCAACAUUCUUCUUGACGAGGAAAUGGUUGCACAUGUCGGUGAUUUCGGGCUUGCCAAGUUUAUUUUGGGACCCAAUGAGCAAGUACGUACUCCCCAAUCAAGUUCAGUUGGGAUUAGGGGUUCUACCGGUUAUGUUGCUCCAGAAUAUGGAAUGGGAACCGCAGCAUCAACGUCUGGCGAUGUCUACAGUUACGGCAUCCUCUUAUUAGAGCUGUUCACUGGGAAGAGACCCAUUGAUAAUCUUUUCGAUGAAAAUAUGGAUCUUCAUGCAUUUGCAGAGAAAGCUCUGUCCGGUAAAGUGAAAGAGAUCGCUGACCCAGUACUUGUUGAAGAAAUGCUUCAGACAGAUGAGCCAAUAAAGACAGAGGCCUGUUUGGCCUCGGUAUUUCGAAUUGGAGUAGCCUGUUCUGCGAAAGUGCCCAACGACCGAAUGAAUAUCGGCGAUGUGGUGGUGGAGUUGACCUCUCUCAGAAGCAGAAUUAUUCCGAGGACAAGAGGCCAUAUAAAUGUAGAAGCACUUAAUAAUGUCUGAGCUUUGUCAAACAAAAAAAAGGCUUUCAUGGCAGUUUACGCUUUGUUCAAGUAAAGAGGUCUCAUCCUGAUAUUUCGUUUUCAAAAGUUUCAUUCCAGAAACAUGUUGAAGACAUAAUGAAAUUUGAUUACCUAAUGAAUGAUCAAGGGUGUUCGCAGU